Messenger RNA from Symbiodinium pilosum, 1161 nucleotides. The record is from the annotation of a GenBank genome assembly. Lineage: Eukaryota; Dinophyceae; Suessiales; Symbiodiniaceae.
AUGAUCAACCAGUUCCGAGCUGUGAAAGAGAUUCUACUGGCCGGCGAUACCAACCGAAGCUUGGCACAGGGAACCCAGGUACGGAUUAAUGAUUUGGCGGCACCACCAGAGCCCAUGCAUCCUCUGAUGUACUUGGAACCUUUCGUGGCGGUGCUCAUUGCGGCCUUGACAGCAGCCGUGGCUUUUGCGCUCUUCAUCGUGUUGGAGAUUAUUCUGCGAAUGCAUCUGUUGAAGUGCGCAAAUUACUGGUGCGGUCCGGAGCGCCUCUGGAACUGGUUCGAUUUAUUUUUAGCGGCAACUGGGAUCGCUGAUAUCGUCUUGCAAGUUGCAUCCAAUGGUCAGACGGAUAUCUUUGGCGCUUCGCUGCUCAGAUUUUGUCGGUUGAUCCGACUGAUACGAAUCGUCAAGCUGUUUCGUGUGAAGUUCAUGAAGGAUCUGCGGCUCAUGGUCAAGGGCCUAAUUGCUGGAAUUCGAACUUUGGCACUGGCUUUUGCAUUGCUUUUCGCUGUUUUGUACGUCAUUUCCGGCUUUGCCACGAUCACAAUUGGCGGGAGUACGAUUGCAAAGGAUGAGAACCUUCAGCGCUAUUUUGCCAACAUACCAGAGUCGAUGUUUACGGCAUUUCGCUGUUUUACAGGCGAGUGCAUCAAUGAUCAUGGGCAACCAAUUCAGGCCCUUCUUGCAGAGCAUUUUGGUUUGGCUUUUGUGCUGCCCUUUGUUGCCAGCUACAUGCUAGUAUAUGUGGACAUCACAAUGAGAGCUGCAAAGGAGAACGAUGCUACUACAGCAGAGCAGCACUCUCGUGAGUCCAUCCGAAUUGCAAGGGUGACACGCGAGCUGUUGAAGAAGUUUGCGUCAGCUCAUCAUCAGUUCCAAGAUGACGACAAAGAGCAUAGCACCACGGUCAGUAAAGCAGCUCUGAAAAUCAAUCACACCUCCUUCUUCACCGAUGACGAGAUAAACGACAGCAUGGAAAUUAGCAAGGAGCUCUUCCUGCUGGUCAUUCAGGACUAUGGCGUGCAAAGGCUGAUGGACGAUUUGGAUCUUCCGCCGGAUCGUGCGAACCUCUUCGAGGUGAUCGAUGCCGACGGCUCUGGAACGUUAAAAUUGACUGAACUGGUGCAGGGCCUCCUGAAGAUCCGCGGAGUUCUUGAGCUGUAG